AGAAACAUAAACAUAAACAUGGCGGAGGGGGAUCCAGGUGAUAGCGACCAGAAGACGAAGUCAACUGAAGAUGAGAGCUCGGAGACUAACGCUACUGCGUUUCUGCAUGACCAGGACCUCAAAAGCGUCCUGGUCACCAGCGUUUUGAACCUGGAGGAGCUCGACGUAGACCUGUACAGAGGGACACACCACUGGGUGCCCCGCAGUCAGCGUUUGUUUGGCGGUCAAAUAGUGGGUCAGGCCCUCGUAGCCGCGGCCAAAUCUGUCAGCGAUAAUCUCUUUGCCCAUUCUCUCCACUGCUACUUUGUACGAGCAGGGGAUCCUAAGGUUCCGGUGCUGUACCAGGUGGAGCGCACCAGAGAUGGACGCAGUUUUGCAGUGCGCUCUGUGAAGGCCAUCCAGCACGGACAACCUAUACUGACAUGCCAAGCCUCCUUCCACAUGCUGCAGCCGAGUCCCCUGCAGCACCAGUUCACCAUGCCGGUGGUCCCACAGCCUGAAGACCUCCUCACCGUAGAGGAGCUUAUUCAUCUUUAUCUCAGUAAACCAGACUUGGCAGAGAAAUCCAAGCAAGGCCUGAACAAACUGCUGGCUAAUGAGGUCCCCAUUGAGAUCAAACCAGUCAACCCGCCACACUUUUACAGACGGGCUGCAAGUGAGCCGAAGAAGCUGUUCUGGGUGCGAGCACGAGGACAUAUAGGCGAAGGCAACAUGAAGCUGCAUUGCUGCGUUGCUGCCUAUGUGUCCGACUUUGCAUUCCUGGGCACGGCGUUGCUGCCCUAUCCGGACUACAGGGCCCACUUCUCGGCCUCCCUGGACCACGCCAUGUGGUUCCACAGCACGUUCCGCACCGAUGAGUGGAUGUUGUAUGAGUGUGAGAGCCCUUGGGCAGGGGGCAGCAGGGGACUGGUUCAGGGCCGAAUGUGGAGAAGAGACGGGGUGCUGGCUGCCUCAUGUUCCCAGGAGGGUGUCCUGAGAGUGAAACCAGUCACAGAGUCCAGCAAACUUUAAGCACAUUCAUGACACAUUGUUUUAUUUUUAUAACUCUCUAAUCAUGUAAAUGUUAUUUAAAACUAAUGUUUGAAAUGUUUAAUUUAUAAUUAAUGCUUAUUUUAAAGCUAGGGUGGGUAAUUUCUUUACUGUAAUAUUUGGCAAAACUGUCCUAAUAGCCAGUCAGCUAUAUGUAGGUGAAGUGCUCUGAGAAUAUCUGCUCAUAACUUUGCUCUCCCCUGCCUCUGUGGGCCGCACCCAAAAAUUGCCACCGCUCAUGUACACUUUGACCAAUCAGAGCGAGGCUCCGAUUCUCCGUUCUUAUUGGCUGCGGAAUCGGACAUGGUGUUUCGUCUUCCUAUCAAUGUAACUGAAUUCACAUGAACGCGCAUAACUGACGUUCGGUGGGAGGAGCUACAGCAGGUAGCGUGGCAGGGAGAGGCCAGAGAGCACGCGACGGAAUCUCAACGGCUGUUUUCUCCAAAAUCGCCCACCCUAGCUUUAAUAAGAACAUGCUAAAAGGUAAUUGUUUUUCCAGUCAAUAAAGACUGAAAAUGUUUUUAAUGGAUGAAUGCUUUUCAUUUGUUAGAUGAGACAUAUUUACAAGUUUCUCAUAGCAAAAAUUGAUGCAACGCUUUAGUCAUUAAUGCUUGUAUGUGAAAUGAAACUACUUUAAGAUCAAAUUCUACUAGUAGGACUUGGCUGUAGCUUUUAAAAUGCCAUAGUUCUGACAGUUCCACAAAGUAAAAACUUGAAUAGCAUAAUAUUUGUAUUCCUGCCUGCAAAUGCAACUAUCCCGGCAGCUGUCCCAAGGGUUUUUUUCCCCAAUCGCAUGUAAAAAUCUGCCUGUUAAAGAGAAUAAAGCAAGUGGAUGGAAUGUAGAGAGAAGAACGCCGAAGGGAAGGAACGGCCUGGUCCACUAGCAUUGAGUGAAAAAACUUAAAUUAUUGUGGAGGAGGACAGUCAAGGAAAUGUACAACCUGAUCCACAAAUGCAAAAUGACAAAAAGUCCAUCACCGUUGUCCAAGAAAGCCUGAAAAACGUACAGCCUGAUCCUCAUAGGGAGACAAAAAAAAAGGGAAGUGAUUGUGGAGAAGGACAGGACGAAACUGUACAGAUUGUUCCAACUGCUAAAUCAGUUUUUUACGAGGUGGCAGACUUGAAGUGCAUAAUGCUUAAAGGCUGUAGACACAAAAUGUUAGCCAGGAACUUUUGGAAUGUCUUGUACAGUAUUUGGUUUUGAGGGGUGGUAGGUUUUUCCUCACACGGCUACAGAUUCAAUUCAAUUCAAUUCAAUUCAGUUUAUUUUGUAUAGCCCAGAAUCACAAAUUACAAAUUUGCCUCAGAGGGCUUUACAAUCUGUGCACAUGCGACAUCCUCUGUCCUUCCCUCACAUCAGCACAGGAAAAACUCCCCUAAAAAACCCAUUUAACAGGGAGAAAAAAGGAAGAAACCUAUGGGAGAACGACAGAGGAGGGAUCCUUCUCCCAGGAUGGACAGAAUGCAAUAGAUGUCAUGUGUACAGAAUGAGCAGCAUAACAGUUCUUAGAUACAACACAUUCAAUGUAUAUGACAUAAAUGAUUCAUAUAAUAUAAGAUGAAAUGAGGAUAACAACGUUACACGUAAAGAAGAGUCUUAAGUUCUUUGGUCUCCUCUUUCAGGUUUCGGUACCGCUCUCGAUCCGGAUCAGCCUCCCAAGACUGACCAUUUCUAUGACAACGUACUAAAUAAAAGGAGAAUUUUAUAAUGAUAGGGACCGCCUCGGUCUGUGUUCCAUGUAGCUGAGAUUUUAACAGAUUAAAAUUGUUUUUUGUUUUGCUUUUCAAACUGCUUGAUGAAAUCCACAUUUUCUGGUUAACUUAUUUAAAACAUUUGUUUGAUUUUCUCUGAAGUGAUUAUCAUUAAAACUAUUAU
Molecule: messenger RNA, 2905 nt
Organism: Anoplopoma fimbria (sablefish)
Lineage: Eukaryota; Metazoa; Chordata; Actinopteri; Perciformes; Anoplopomatidae
Gene: acot8
Product: acyl-CoA thioesterase 8
Exons: 6
Coding region: 19-1011 (330 amino acids)
Biological process (GO): acyl-CoA metabolic process; fatty acid catabolic process
Cellular component (GO): peroxisomal matrix
Molecular function (GO): fatty acyl-CoA hydrolase activity
Source: RefSeq, a predicted model, not a curated record